Vicia villosa (hairy vetch) is the source of this 1188-nucleotide messenger RNA. RefSeq names its product F-box/kelch-repeat protein At3g23880-like. Bases 1 to 1188 code for a protein of 395 amino acids. NCBI's taxonomy places the organism in Eukaryota, Viridiplantae, Streptophyta, Magnoliopsida, Fabales, Fabaceae. Gene Ontology annotation, molecular function: protein binding. The transcript has a single exon. The record is from RefSeq and is a predicted model, not a curated record.
AUGCCGCUUCGGCUUCUGCGUCAGACCAAUUUAGCAUCUUCGGCAGUUGUCCUUCCCGACGAGCUGAUGGCGGAAAUAGUGUCCUGGCUGUCCGUGAAACAUCUUAUACAAUUGAGGUGCGUCAACAAGUUUUUCCAAACUCUCAUCUCUGAUCCUUACUUUGUUCAAAUGCAUCUCAUGAAAUCAGCACGAACACCUAAUCUCGCACAUAUCUGGCUAGACAGCUGGGAAGAUGAUGAUUCCCAUAUUGUUAGUCAAUCCAUUCCUCCUUUUAACUCCCUUCACAAUCAUCCUUCCUAUCGAUUGAUCGAUUUUGUCAGUGUAGACCGAGUUGUUGGUUCAUGCAAUGGAUUGAUAUGCUUGAUUAGUAGUUCAUAUCUUUCUCAAGAUGAAUGGCUUUGUUUCUGGAACCCUGCAACGAGAACAAAAUCAGAAAAUUUUAGAAUAUUUUCCGAUCUUUAUUCUCUCCGCCAAGAUUUUAAGUUCUCUUUUGGUUAUGAUAUUUUGAAUGAAACUUAUAAGGUGGUAGGGUUCAUGGCGGAGAUAGAGCUUGGUGGUAAUCUAAAAAAUGUGGUGAAAGUUUUCAGCUUGGGGGAUAAUUCAUGGAGAGAUAUUCAAUGUUUACCUGUGAUUCCACUUUAUUGGUUUGAUGGUUGUAACAACAAAGAUGUGUAUUUGAAUGGUACUAUUAAUUGGCUGUCCAAUUGCAAUCAUGAUUUUUAUUUGAUGGGUGUUAUUGAAAAUUAUGUAAUUCUUUCGCUAGAUCUCUCUACCGAAUCGUACACUCAGAUGAUGUUGCCUCGUGGUUUUGACAAGGGACCGAAAGUUCAGGCAAAUAUUGCGGUUUUGAUGAAUUUUCUUUGUUUCUGUCGUGAUUUUGAGAGAAACCAUUUCGUUAUAUGGCAGAUGAAAGAUUUUGGAGUUCAAGAGUCUUGGGUUCAGUUAUUUAAAAUUAGUUAUCAGAAUUUCUAUUCAAUCAACGGUAAUUUAUUUGAUAUUCAGCGGUUGAAAUUGUUGCCGAUACACCUUUCUGAGAAUGGUUAUACUUUGAUAUUGGCGAAUAUUCACAAGGCACCAGCAUUUAUCUGUGACUGCAGAGACGAUACAAUAGAGCGAAUAAGGAUUACUAAUAUGAAUCAGUGGUUGUGGGCUAAGGAUCACAUUGAAAGUUUGGUUCCAACUCGUUGA